This is a messenger RNA of Dioszegia hungarica, 1284 nucleotides long. Its product is annotated as Palmitoyltransferase PFA4. NCBI's taxonomy places the organism in Eukaryota, Fungi, Basidiomycota, Tremellomycetes, Tremellales, Bulleribasidiaceae. Gene Ontology annotation, cellular component: endoplasmic reticulum membrane. The record is from RefSeq and is a predicted model, not a curated record. The coding region runs from base 1 to 1284 and encodes 427 amino acids. The transcript is spliced from 10 exons. Gene Ontology annotation, molecular function: protein-cysteine S-palmitoyltransferase activity.
AUGGGUGCGCGACUCUGGCAUCGAAUUUGGGUGACUUUCACCUCUGGCUUGAUCUCCUUCAUCGCCUUCUCACCCCAGAUAUGGAUCAUCUGGCCAUGGUACGGCUCAACAUUAUCUGUCGAUAUGCUGAAGCUAUUGGUGCCCUUCAAUCUGCUGGUAUUUAUGAUCUUCUGGAAUUAUCGGCUAUGCAUCAUCACACCGCCUGGCGGUGUUCCUUCCGGAUGGCGACCCAAUAUGACCGCGCUGGAAAACAUGGAGGUCAAGAAGGGCUCGCACGGGCCGAGGUACUGCAAGACGUGCGAGCACUACAAGCCGCCAAGGGCGCAUCACUGUAGACAAUGCAAGACUUGUGUUGUCAAGCUCGAUCAUCACUGCCCGUGGAUCGCCAACUGCGUCGGCUUCUACAACCAAGGCCACUUCAUCCGCUUCCUGCUCUACGUCGUCAUGGCCACCUCAUAUCACCUGGGCAUGCUCGGAUUCCGCGUCGCUGCUCUGACCAGGGACUACUACUACGAGCCGACCGUGACCGACGUCUUGAUGCUCGUGUUCAACUUUGCAGCCUGUGUACCGGUCUGGCUCUGCGUCGGGAUGUUCUCGAUGUACCACCUGUACCUCGCUUCGGGCAAUUCGACGACGAUCGAGGGAUGGGAGAAGGACAAGGUGGCUACUCUGGUACGGAGAGGGAAGAUCAGGGAAAUCAAGUACCCCUAUAACAUCGGUUUCCUCGAUAAUAUCAAGUCUGUCCUCGGUCCCAACCCGCUGCUCUGGCUCUGGCCCCAGCCGAUGAGGGGAGAUGGCCUGUCCUACCCGGUCAACCCAGAAGCGGGAGACUCGCACGUCCAGUAUCUCUGGCCACCGCAAGACCCCACGCGUCUGCCCAACCCGCCACCUAGCUACGCUACCAGCUCGGCUUUCGUCUACGGCAACGAUGGCUUCAACCCCUCUCUACGCCCUUCUAGCGGUAUGGUGCGGUCCAGACAUUCGGACGGUCCACCGAUCGGCGAGGCGGGACACGAACAGGACGACCAAUACUCGCAUGAGGGCACGAAUAGUAGCUAUUCCCGCUCGUCGUCGCCGGAGCAAUAUAUGUCGGAUUAUGACGAUGAUGAUGAGCCGCUGGGGGUUCGGCGCGGGGAGGAGUAUGAUCCGAGUAGAGUACGGAGAGGAAGCGAGGGGUUUGAGGUCAGACCGGUGCAGCCUUGGCUGAGGAUGGAGGACAUGGGAGAUGGCGAUGGGGCAGGGCACGGUCAUGCCCCAACGGCGAAUGACACCGGCGUCCGGUAG